Messenger RNA from Oncorhynchus mykiss (rainbow trout), 2885 nucleotides. Its product is annotated as phosphatidylinositol 4-phosphate 5-kinase-like protein 1. Gene Ontology annotation, cellular component: plasma membrane. Gene Ontology annotation, biological process: phosphatidylinositol phosphate biosynthetic process. The record is from RefSeq and is a predicted model, not a curated record. Gene Ontology annotation, molecular function: 1-phosphatidylinositol-4-phosphate 5-kinase activity. NCBI's taxonomy places the organism in Eukaryota, Metazoa, Chordata, Actinopteri, Salmoniformes, Salmonidae.
UUGUGUGUGUAUGGAACAUUUCUGGGAUCUUUUAUUUCAGCUCAAGAAACAUGGGACCAACACUUUACAUAUUGCGUUUAUAUUUUUGUUCAGUAUAGCAUGCUCAGCUGUCUAAUGGAAGGUAUAUAGGCUAAGAGUUAUUUGUGGUCAACAAAUAAAUGUUUAUAUUGAUAGUUCUGGUAUAGAAUGUUUAGAAUAUGGUCCAUAAUCAAUAUGCAUUGAUUCAAAUAAUCAAUUUGAAUUGUGUAUCCAGGUCAUCGUUGAUCAUAUCAAACAAUUCCUCAUAAUCUACUGUAAAUGGCUUUUGAAUAUAUACUGUGCGCCCAAGUGUUUUCAGCUACAAACAUGCGCUAAUGCUUUGUGAAACGUUGAGAUUUCUGGUGCAGCAUGUUGGGGGUUUCGCGCAGUGUCAGUGUCACUACAUUACCGCUUGCAUGCAUUUAUUGAAAGAACGGAUUGCAAUGUCAAUCGGAGGAAUGCGCUGAUCUCGGGAACUAUAGAGCAGACACAGGAGGGCCUAAAUUAGCCUCAUCGAUGAGCCAAACUGAGAUGGAGAUGUCUGCGGGUCCAGCGGAGGGCACGCACAGGACUGGUACGGUGAAGAGGAAGAUGUGGGGGGGUCUGAGGCAGCAGUGGAAGCUACUGGGCCUGUUUGAGAUCGACCAGCAGCACGAUUUCUACAGCCUCACCUCUAUGAUGAAGGAAGGCCUCUCUGCAGCCGUGCAGAACACCAUCGACAACCCACCACCGGAUGAAUUGUCGGAAGAUGACUACAGAUUGGAGGUCACUCAAAUACAUAAGGCCUUCAGAAUGGAGACGUUUGCAGGGCCAGUGUUUGUCAGCUUGCGUCGCUCCCUGGGGAUGACAGAAAAGGAGUAUCAGCACUCUCUCUCCAACGACGGUUCCUACCUGCAGUUCAUCAGCAACUCCAAAAGCAAGGCCGACUUCUUUCUCACGAACGAUAAGCGGUUCUUUCUGAAGACCCAGAACAAGAGAGAGGUGCAAUUCCUCCUGUCCAACCUAAGAAUCUACAUGGAGCACCUAGAGAAGUAUCCUCAUUCACUGCUGGUCAAGUUCUUAGGUGUCCACAGGAUCAAAAUUCCACAUAGGAGGAAGAAGUACUUUAUUGUAAUGCAGAGUGUUUUUUACCCUGACGAUCGAAUAAAUGCCAGGUAUGACAUCAAGGGUUGUGAGGUGAGCCGGUGGACAGACCCAGCUCCAGAGGGAAGUCAGGUUAUCGUUGUUCUCAAGGACUUGAACUUCGAGGGCCAGUACAUCACUUUGGACCAGCACCGUCCAUGGCUGCUCCGGCAGGUGGAGAUUGACACGUCGUUCCUGCAGAGACUCAACGUGCUGGACUACAGCCUCCUGGUGGCUCAUCAGCCCCUGCACCAGGAUGAACGCCACCAGUGCCUGUCCUUCGCCACCCUUAUCAUGCGCACUAAAAAGUCAGUGAUCACAUGCUCAAGCCCCACCCAUGCGGGCAUGCCCACUGUUCCGGGGGCGGUCCCAGAGGAAGAUUCCGCCCUGUUGGUAUCAGAGAUGGACGGCGGGACAGGAAGUUGCAGCGUUACUGAGUCACGGGUAGGAAGUGGCCUGGGCAGUGCCCCUUCCAGGAGACCCUGUACUGAGCAGCCGGUGGGAACGGUCACGGAUUCGAUGGAACUGCAAGACUUCCAGGCCCAGAACCGCCGGCUGCUGCCCAACUUCAGAAACCCGCUGCACGUCAUUGACGGACCGGAGCAUCGCUACUUUGUGGGCAUCAUCGACAUCUUCACUGUCUACAGCUUCAAGAAGAGGCUGGAGCAUUGGUGGAAGAGACUGCGGCACCCAGGGCAGGCCUUCUCCACCGUCAGCCCCCCCGCUUACUGCCAUAGGCUCUGCCAGUGGGUACAGGACCACACCAGGUAGACUCAGAAAGAGGGGAGGAUGAGAAUGGUUACUCCCACUAGCACGCUGUCUGCCCAGGGACACACACGCACGCAAAUACACACACAAAGACUAGCAACUGUGCCGCUGUUCAGAGACAUAAAGCUAUUCUUUUAAAGCACUGUAAUUUCAGAUUGACCAAGAGGCAGUUAUUUUCAUGUUUCCACAUGUCCAGACCAAAGCCAAAACGAACAGAAACCAUUAUAUUGAAAUAUAUUAUUCACCACAGCGGAUAAAUGGGUUCUCCCUCUUCAUAUUCUCACAUUUUUUUUAAGUAACAAAGAAAAAGGUGCAACAUUUAAAAUCUAGUGCUAUGAAUUGAUUAGCUGAUUUUCCAAAGUAUAAUCGUUUUUGAAUGGUUGAAGUUUAGUUUGUGAAUCAGUAAUGAAAACCAAAAUUAUUUUUCAAAUUUGCCAUCUGUUUUUAAAAAAUAUUUUUUUACGUUUGACUCCUAUGGAUUUUUUUUCUCCUAAUUUAACUUUGACGUUUUGAUAAAUGUUGUAUAUUGUUGUAUGUUUUUUUAAGUGCCUUUCUUAGGCACUUCUCAGUAGUUGGUAUUCAGACUUACUUAUGCAGGUGCGUAACGGGCUUUGCAGUCGUGGUUCACUUGCGCGCGCGCUGAAUACAUACACCUUUAAAUACGGUGUACCUUUCAUUUUGACGACAUUCACUAGAAUGGGUUCAGAAUAUAAGGAUCAAUGAAUGAAACCCAUCUAAAGAUAUGCAUAUUCGUGUCCAUUUCAGGACCAACUAGUCGACCAACUAUAUUUAUUUAGGCACAUUUUGGGUUAAGAAAGUAUGUAUGAAUCAUAAAAAAGUACAGGGUUUGGAGAGCUUUGACACACUAAAUGCAGUGCAUUCGGAAAGUAUUCAGACCCCUCGACUUUUUCCACAUUUUGUUACAUUACAGCCUUAUUCUAAAAUGGAUAAAACAAUCUACGCACAGCGUUGGAUUA